GUCACAACGAAUUCCUGUCGUUUAUUGUGAAUGGUAUUACAUAUGUCGUUUUUCGCCUGAAAUGCGACUAUGUUUAAAAUCUAUUACAUUUUUUGGUAUUAUGUAUGCCGUUUUUUAACGAGAAAUUCGACAGAAACAGUCGUAGAGAAUUUUUCAAGUGACAAGAUUAAAAAUUACAAAAACUGAAUAAAAAUAAUUAGAAAAAUGAAUAACAGCAAAACGAUAAAGAAAACGACACCAAAACAAUUUGAAGCUCUUGUGGAUUUUAUGUGUCAAAACCCAAAUAUAGCUAAAGGAUACCAUAAAAACACAGACAAGUUGUCCAUUAAAGAGCAGUGGAAUAAUUUGCAAAGGAAGCUGAAUAGUUUAGGCCCUCCCACACGUGAGGCUGAAGGUUGGAUGAAGGUAUGGGCAGAUAUGAAGAGCAGCGUUAAGAAGAAAAUCGUGCACAAUAAGAUGGAAAGCCGUGCAACUGGUGGAGGCAUUUUCAACCAGAAGUUGUUGACACCUUUGGAGGAGGCAGUAGCAGGACUACUGCAAAUCAAUUCUAUUGUAAGUCCAGAAUGCCCAUCCAUCGGUGUUCAAAGCUCGCCGGUAAACCUGAUUCAAGAAAUUUUGGAGGACGAAGUUGAUGGACACGUCAGCGAGGACAAUGUAGAAGUGGAUAUCCAACCCAAUACUUCCACUCGAAAAAGGAAGCAACGAACUGUGGACAAAAAUGUACUUCUGGAUCAACAGCUUAUAAUUAAGAUUAAGAUUAUAAGCAUUGGUUUCGUCUUCUUCGUCAGAAGAUGAAAAAUUUGCAACACUUAGCAUUUUUAUUUUACUUUUUAUUACGAAACGUUUAAAAAGCCGGCAAUUGUAACUCAAAUAUUUUCAAUCAGCUGAUGUUUUUAUCACUGGGUAGUUCAGAAUUUAUUAAAAUAUGUAGGAUACGUCUAUUACAAAAACACUCACGUCAUUUUUUUUACAUAAUACCAACGAAAUGUAAAUUCGAGUUCGACUACGACUGCUCUCGAAAUUCGACUACGACAUACAUAA
This is a messenger RNA of Stomoxys calcitrans (stable fly), 1041 nucleotides long. RefSeq lists its product as uncharacterized. Lineage: Eukaryota; Metazoa; Arthropoda; Insecta; Diptera; Muscidae. Bases 205 to 795 code for a protein of 196 amino acids. The transcript has 2 exons. Gene Ontology annotation, cellular component: nucleus. The record is from RefSeq and is a predicted model, not a curated record.